GAGCCCGAGUGGGACCACGUGGUGCGGGACCACGUGUUGGCAGCGUCAUGGCGUCAGCGCCCAAGAGGUUCAAGGCGGCGGUCGAGAGCGGCGCCCAGGAGAAGGGUAGUGGCGAUCCCCUCUCCGGGUUCCUGGCAUGGUGCGGGCGGGCYGGGGUGGAGCUGAACCCCAAGGUCCGSCUGAGCAGGGAGGGCGCGGUGGCGGGGUACGGGAUGUUGGCCGCCGAGGAUCUGGAGGCGGGAGAGGUGCUGUUCACCAUCCCUCGCACGGCCCUGCUGUCCCAGCACACCACGUCCAUCCACGCACUCUUGCAGGAAGCCCAGGAGUCCCUGCAGAGCCAGUCCGGUUGGAUCCCUCUGCUGCUGGCCCUGCUACACGAGUACACAGCCAGCAACUCCCACUGGCAGCCGUAUUUCUCCCUCUGGCAGGACUUCCGGAGCCUGGAUCACCCCAUGUUCUGGCCUGAAGAAGAGCGAACAAGGCUCCUGCAGGGCACAGGCAUCCCAGAAGCUGURGACAAGGAUCUAGCUAACAUCCACCUGGAAUACAACUCCAUCAUCCUGCCCUUCAUGAAGUCCCACCCCAAGAUCUUUGACCCCAAACUGCAUACAGUGGAAUUGUAUAAGGAACUGGUGGCAUUUGUCAUGGCUUACAGCUUUCAGGAACCUUUGGAGGARGAGGAUGAAGAUGAGAAGGUGCCCAAUCCUCCCAUGAUGGUGCCUGUAGCAGAUAUUUUGAAUCAUGUGGCCAACCACAAUGCCAACCUGGAAUAUUCUCCUCAAUGUUUGAGAAUGGUUACAACGCAGCCUGUGAGGAAAGGACAGGAGAUCUUCAACACAUACGGGCAGAUGGCCAACUGGCAGCUGCUGCACAUGUACGGCUUCGCAGAGCCCUACCCUGGCAACACCCACGACACGGCCGACAUCCAGAUGGUGACACUGCGCAGGGCAGCGCUGCAGCGUGCCAAAAGUGAAGCACAGCAGCAGCUGGUCUCAGAGCAGUGGGACUUCUUGUGCCAGCUGGAGAUGGUGGGGGAGGAAGGUGCCUUUGUGCUUGGCUGGGAUGAAGUGCUGACAGAAGAAGAGCUGUCCAUGACCCUCAAGGUGCUGUGCAUGUCAGAAGAAGAAUUCAAGGAGUAUAAGGAGCAAGAYGGCUGGGAAGACGACAGUGGGGAAGAGGAAAACUCUACCCUUUCAAAUGAGGCUCUCUCCCGACUUAAAACCCCUUGCAAGAAGCUCCUUUAUGACAGUGUGCUGCUGACCCUGGAGUCCUACAGGACAGACCUGAGAGCAGAGCAGGACUUGCUAAAUAACAAGGAGGCUUAUGAGAAACUGAGUCGAAGGGAGCAGCAAGCUCUGCAUGUGCGCUAUGGACAGAAAAGGAUUUUGCAUCAGCUGCUAGAGCUGGUACAAUAGCAACCUCAGUGYCCCUGGACAUGACCUGCUGGGGACAGAUCCUGAGAGAUGGGUCAGCCUCUGGCCACCUCCUCUGCAGCAGAGAGGACAGAUGCCAAGACURUGGUCACUUGUCCCUCAUACAGCUCAUAGAUCUUUGGCUACCUCUACAGGAAGAAGUAUCUUCACAGCACAAAGGUGGUUUUGAGUGGUCUUACUGUACCUUGAGAGCUCUAGAGUAUACCAUGUUUUCCAGAGGCCUUAAGAAACCCCAGCCCUACUAAUGGCUGUUUUAGGAAGGCAGACAUACGUUGCCAGAACAGCAGAGGAUUCCCUCAGUCAGCAUGAGAAAUUUAAGGCAAGAGCUGCUCCUUCUCCAGAUUAAGAGGGCAGAAACCCAGCUGGUAGCUCAAACCUUAAAGAGAUUCAGAGUAAAUAUCUGGCAGCAGGAGCUGAUGAUGACACUAAACCUUUCACCUAUAUUUAGUUUGUGUUAAGUAUUUUCCAAAGUAUAAAGUAUAUGAUAUUCAUCCUAUUAUUGCUCUAGGCAUGGUCAAUAAUGGAAGCAAAAUUUAUGUGAUAGAACAACAGAGUAUGGGCCCAUAAAAAAAUUAUAUACCAUAGAUGUCAGCAGCUGUAUAGAACAAGGGUUCUUAGAAUUAAAUCACAUUCUCAUCUUCAUGUUUGUAAAUUUACCUUGAUCAGACACUGUGAUUUUAAUAUCCUACCCCCAGUAAGUUUCUUCUAACUAAUAAAAACAAACUGUAACUUUAUUUCAAGUAUACAACCUCACCCUAAUGGGUAUGAGCCUUACAUUAGUAAAGAAAUUGCUACAACAUAAAAAUUUGCAAAGGCUAUUAAAAUAACCUAAAGGGAAUAGUAGAAAAGCUUUGAUUACUGUCCAUCAUGACUCCAGAGAAAUCCAUCAAGUAAUGGAAAGAGUAAUGAGAGAUGGAAAUCACCAUUGGUGGGAUAUUUUAUUGAGAUGUUCUCCAACAGCACCAGGAAUUCUUAAUAAAAUGCUACAUCCUGUAAUUGUCUUGUUAAUACUAACCUGUUUGCUUUUUAUUUCAGUGUUAGGACUGUAUAUCAAAAUGUGGAGAAUAACGAAACAGCUACCUCCAAGAUUUAAGUAUAAUUAGGAACAAUAGCAGCCAAAAGAAUGUGGAAGUUUUUAAUAAAAUAUUUCAAAAACUUUCAGAGGGGGAAAUUGAUGUUUUUAAGCAGAAUUCUUUGUCCCAUCCAUUGAUCUCUGUUGCAGAUGGAAGCUGAUGGUAUCAUUCUCAUCUUUAACCCCUCUUUUGAAUACAAAUAGAUAUUACAGGAUGUAUUAAACAGGUGUUGCUUAAUGCUUAUGAAAACCUGGCAAYUGUUUAAGAAGCCACCAGAGCUACAGAUCAAAUCUUAUUUGGUACUCAGCCUUGGGUUCUGCAUGUCCUGAGCUGAAACUUGAAUAAAGGCACCGCCCCAAAUGACCACCAGUGACCACCAGGCACCCCUGAGGAGGCCCAGGCAGGCGCAGUGACAAGUGUGACAUGAAGUUGCACAAGCUAAAUGACUGCAUUAGGCAGGCAGUAACUAGGUAUUAGAAGGGGGUUUAGGUAAAGUGUGGUGUGUAAAACUUGCUUUUUUACUUCUUGGUGUGCUUGAUUUGUGGAAAGCCUUCCACCUCUUGUAGAAUAAAUAAAUACCUCCUUUCUACACCUGACUGCCCUGACUGUUCAUAAAAUUUGGCAGCCAAGGAGGAUAUUAAAUGCAGUGGCCUGCAUCCUACUUGCCCACCUUGUGUAACUGGGAUCUUGGCUGAGUUCUGUCCACCUUCCAGGAUCUCUACACCAGCCUAGAAGUUCUUAAAGCCUGAAGAGAACCAGCCAUGUACAGSAGCUUCAGUACAUAACCAGAAACUCUUCUGAGCCAUGAGCACAAGGCAGUAAGCUCUGCACAUGGUUUGCUAGACUUAAGUGGAAGAAAAAAAUCCAAUGGCACCUAGACCAGAUAAACUGGUUGCUGAUAAUUCUCUGUAUCCUAAGCCAACAGGAGGAGGAGAAGCAACAGCAGAAUCAAAAAAUUCCAACUUCAAAAGGCUCAGUUUCAGCACAACUGCUGAAAGGAAUGCCAGGGAAUUGCAGGAUCUGGCCACAAUCUACUCCUUGACACAGAGGUGACUAAUGCCUAGAACAGACAGAGAGAAAAUUCCCUUUGAGUAGCCAUCUACUGGCAGAGCUGGCUCAGUGGUCCCUCAGAGCUGUUUUUUUCCUCCAUGCAGCAAAUGCAAAGCCAGGUACAGGGCCCCUUAAACCCAAGUAGGAAAUCAUGACC
Malurus melanocephalus (red-backed fairy wren) is the source of this 3713-nucleotide messenger RNA. RefSeq names its product SET domain containing 6, protein lysine methyltransferase (gene SETD6). The coding region runs from base 48 to 1415 and encodes 455 amino acids. The transcript is spliced from 9 exons. The record is from RefSeq and is a predicted model, not a curated record. Lineage: Eukaryota; Metazoa; Chordata; Aves; Passeriformes; Maluridae. Gene Ontology annotation, biological process: peptidyl-lysine monomethylation. Gene Ontology annotation, molecular function: protein-lysine N-methyltransferase activity; protein binding. Gene Ontology annotation, cellular component: nucleus.